GCUCUUUCAGCCUGGCUUUUGUUGCUUACCUUCUUUUCUAUGACAAGAAUAGUGGCAUUAUGAGCUCUACCCGCGCCAUCGAGUCCAAUACCAUUGGAAAUAAUGCCCGGAUUUAUCAAGGCGAUGUGAUCCACAAUUACGCCAGUAACCCCCGCGAACCUUGUGUCCUAAUUCCUUUUCCCCGCAAUGAGGAGCUCAUCCCUCGUCAAGACCUUAUUAGCGAGCUAGAUAGAAUCCUGCCGCUAUCCGAAGACUACUCCACCGCCGCCCUCUAUGGUCUCGGCGGCUCAGGCAAAACCCAGAUUGCCCUCGAUUAUGCCUAUCGCCGGUGCCAAGUCCCCACCUGCUCCGUGUUCUGGGUCCAUGCCGACAACGAGACGACAUUCACCCAAGACUUCAAGUCGAUUGCGAAGAGGCUAGGCCUCCCAAGCAAUCUCGGUGGCGAGGAUCUCUUAAUGGCCGUACGUUACCGUAUCGAGACGAGCCCUCCCUGGGUUCUUAUUCUGGAUAAUGCGGAUAACUUGAGGCUCUUUGGUGUUGGCCAUACUGCACAAGAUGCUUUGAAUCUGGGAGAACAUGCAUUAAGCCUAGAUAAUUUCAUCCCACGAGGUCCAAGGGGCCAAGUUCUUUGGACGAGCCGCGACGAGCGCAUUGCUGGACAUCUUGUUGCUGCACGAAGGGCAAUCAAAGUCUCAAAUAUGACUCCAAAUGAGGCGAAAGAGCUGUUUGACAGUGUCAGAAAUAAUCAAGUGAGCAGCGAUGAGGCAAAAGAUAUUGCAGCACUUCUGGCCGAGCUUGACUGGCUGCCACUCGCUAUAUCGCAAGCUGCAGCAUAUAUAAGGAGGACCUUGACAACUCUUGAGGAAUACAUAUUGAAAUUGAAAGAGGGCAAGAAAAGAUGGAAGAUUCUAAAGCAAUCACAAACCGACCGUCAUCGGCGACGAGAGGUGUCAAACAGUGUUUUAGAGACCUGGAACAUUUCGAUGAAGCAUCUUCAGAUUGAAAACAAGACAUCAUAUCAGAUUUUGCACAUACACGCCUUUCUGGAUAACCAGAACAUCCCUUUUGAGUUGGUCAAGAAGGCAGCUCUUUACAGCGGCGACAGUAAUGUGCUGGAUCAUGUUCACGAAGCGCACGAUGAUGAUUCCUCAUCAGACUCUGAUAGUGAUGGUGAUCAAGUUACUGAAGCUAUCGCCCGUCUCUGUGACUUUUCAUUUUUAAGUGUACAGGCCACUGGAGAUGGAAAUCGCGCAUAUAAGGUGCACAAGCUAGUGCAAGAAGCGAUGCGGUAUGGAAUGGGUAGAAAGGAACGAAAGAAAGAGGAAAAGUAUUUCUCGGUCGCAGCACUUGAGAUUAUAUCCGGUCUCUUCCCGGUCAGUGAACCAGAGGUAUGGAACGAAUGCGAGAAGUACAUCACACACGCACAGCAGGCGUGUGAGUGGGCUACGCUCUGUGGAAGAGAGUUAACGGCCGCGAACUUAUUAGCAAGGCUGUCGUAUUAUCUAUACGAACGUGGAAGAUGGAGAGAGAGGGAGAUUGCGGACCAGAGGGCAUAUGGACUGCGGAAGGCGGCCUUAGGCGGUAGGCAUCUUGGUACGGUCGCAAGUAUGGCAAGGCUUGCAGUAACAUAUCAUGCACUUGGCAGGUAUGAAGAAGCAGAGGGAAUAUAUGUGGAAGUGCUCGCACUACGGCGGGAGAUUCUUGGCGAUAAGCAUCCUGAUACGAUCUGGAGUAUGGCAAGUCUUGCAGCGGCAUAUAAUGCACUUGGCAGGUAUAAAGAGGCAGAGGGAAUAUCAGUGGAAGCACUGGCACUACGGCGGGAGAUUCUUGGAGAUAAGCAUCCUAAUACAAUCAGGAGUAUGGCAGAUCUUGCGGCGGCAUAUCAUGCACUUGGCAAAUAUAAAGAGGCAAAGGGAAUAUAUGUGGAAGUGCUCGCACUACGGCAGGAGAUUCUUGGCGAUAAGCAUCCUGAUACGAUCGAGAGUAUGGCAAGUCUUGCGGCGGCAUAUCAUGCACUUGGCAGGUAUAAAGAGGCAGAGGGAAUAUCAGUGGAAGCACUGGCACUGCGGCGGGAGANCGGCGGGAGAUUCUUGGCGACAAGCAUCCUGAUACGAUCGAGAGUAUGGCAUCUCUUGCAAUAACAUAUCAUGAACUUGGCAGGUAUAAAGAGGCAGAGAGAAUAAAGGUAGAAGCACUAACACUACGGCGGGAGAUUCUUGGCGACAAGCAUCCUGAUACGAUCGAGAGUAUGGCAAGACUUGCAGCAACAUAUCAUGAACUUGGCAGGUAUGAAGAGGCAGAAGGAAUAUCAGUGGAAGUACUGGCACUACGGCGGGAGAUUCUUGGCGAUAAGCAUCCUGAUACAAUCGGGAGUAUGGCAGAUCUGGCAGCGACAUAUCGUGCACUGGGGAGGGAUGAAGAUGCAGCGAAGUUAGUUUAGGGUUAAAGUUAAGGUUAAGCUAGGUGCGUCAUUCUCGCGCUCUCAGGAUCUUAAUGCUCUGUAAUUGUAGAUAAAGCUGGUUGUUCGGAAUCAGGACUUAAAGUUCGUAUUUAGGAUCCAGUCACGUGCCAUCACAUGCAAGCUAUUAU
Molecule: messenger RNA, 2589 nt
Organism: Trichoderma harzianum CBS 226.95
Lineage: Eukaryota; Fungi; Ascomycota; Sordariomycetes; Hypocreales; Hypocreaceae
Exons: 2
Coding region: 60-2141 (693 amino acids)
Molecular function (GO): protein binding; ATP hydrolysis activity
Source: RefSeq, a predicted model, not a curated record